AUGGGGUUCAUCGACGGAAUUCCGGGGAACCUCAACAACAUGAGCAUGCCAUCCAUGGGCUCCGAUAUCGACCCGUUCAAGGUCGCAGCGGGCUUAGCCGUUGCCGUCGGGGUCGCCGCGAUCGGCGGCGUCGCUGCAGCGGUGACGGUCGGAGGCAUCAUCGUUCUCCGGGAGCAGGGUCAGUUCAUGCUGCCUUGGGAGGACAAACCCAAGGCUGUCAGGCCUGCGCCGCUGACGGUGCAGCAGUGGAGGGAUUGCUUCGACGACGCCACCGGUCGCCUGAAGGGCGGCGGCGUGACGGCUAUUGGUCGUGUUCGGCUUGGGGGAUGCGACGCGGAGAUCAGAGCCGAGGUCUGGCCGUUUCUCCUUGGCCUGUACGAAGCGGAGAGCACGGAGGCGGAGAGGGCGCAGCUGCGCGCGCAGAGGCGCGUGCUGUACGAGGAGAUCCGCGCGAUUGCGGCGCGCGUGGCGGUGAUUGCGCGGCAGGCGGAGGAGGAGGCGACGAGGAGGAUGAAGGAGGAGGAGGAGAGGGAGGAUAGGGAGGAGCGGGAGAGGGAAGAGAGGCAGAUGAAGGAGGGAGAGGAGAGGGAGAGGGAGGAAAGGGAGAGGGAGGAGAGAGAGGAAAGGGAGGGGGAGGAGUCGGAGAGAGGAAAGAGCAACGAAGGCGGCAGCAGUCAGGAGGAGGUCACGUCCAGGGUCAGAGGGGAUAAUGGCGGCAAUGCUGAUGGAAGUGGGAGUGGAAAUGAGGACGGUAAUGGUAGCAAUGGUGGCGAAAACAGUGGUGUUGGUAACGCGAGCGAUGACGAGUUCAGUGAUGCUGUGUGCGUGGACUCCGCAUGCGCCAGUCUGUCCGUAUCCACCGAGUCUUUCGUGGAUGUCGCACGUGAGGAGGCUGCUCAUGCCGCUGCUGCUGACGCUGAUGCUGGUGGUGGUUCUGCCCUGGAGGCUGCAGAUGCCCCUGGUGCCCUCUCAGGCGAAGCAGGAGAAGCAGAAGCUGUCGCGAGCGCGGGAGCAGGCGCAGGGGAGGAGGCGGAUGGUUCAGAGGGCAGAGAAGCCUCUGGAGGUAGCUGUGGGGGAGAUGGCGGCAACACGGCCGAUGAUGAAAAGGAAGAUGACAAGGAUGAUGAUGAUGGUGGUGGUGGUGAUGAUGAUGAUGAUGAUGAUGAUGGUGAUGAUGCCUCACGUGAGCAACGCCAAGAGCACCCGCUAGACUGCAAGAUCCCGGAGUGCUUCCGCCCGCGCACCAGCAGUAGCAGAGGAGGAGCAGCAGGAGGAGGGGCAGGAGGAGAGGCAGGAAUCGGCAGGGGCAGCACCUGCGGGCGGGGCAGCGGGUCCCUGGAGAAUUUUGUCACCUGGCAGCGUAUAAUGCGGUUGGAUGCGGUGCGAAUGAACGCUGCGUGGAUCCCUUAUUCCACCCAAAAGGCCUUCCCGCCCGAAGAAGCACUAGAGGCAGCAGCAGCCGCCGGCCUGCCAGAACACGGACACCUGUCGCCGCCCCAGCGGCUGCAUGCCGCCCGGCUGGUGGCGAUUUUGGAGGCAUAUGCGGUGUAUGAUCCCGAGGUGGGGUAUUGUCAAGGCAUGAGCGAUCUCCUAUCCCCGUUUGUAGCUCUUAUGGAGGAGGAUUCGGAGGCGUUUUGGUGCUUCGUGGCGUUCAUGCAGAGAGGAGGUGUGGGCAGCAGCGACUGCUCUGGCGUUGCUGACAGCGAUGGCAGCGGCACCACUAUGUAUAGCACCUGCUGUGCGGGCGGCGGCGCUCGGCACAACUUCAGAACGGACGAACGAGGCAUCCGGCGCCAGCUGGCGCGGGUAGCAGCAUUGCUGCGCACAGCAGACCCUCCUUUAUACGCGCAUCUGGAGGCAGUGGGGGCGGAGAGCUGCAUGUUUGCAUACAGAUGCGUGGUGGUGCUGAUGAGGCGCGAGCUGUCGUUUGAGCACACCAUGUGUCUGUGGGAAGUCAUGUGGGCCGAUGCCGCUGCCGCUGCUGCUGCUGCGAACGUUGCCCGUGCCGCUGCUGCUGCCGCCGCUCCUGUUACUGCUGCUGCGGCCGCGCCCACUUCUGCUGCAGCUGCUGCUGCUUCUGCUGCUGCUGCUGCUGCUGCUGGAGCUGAUGCGGCUGCGGUGGGUACUGUGGCUGAAGCUGGCACUGAAGGCGGUGGAAACGAAGCAGGUAAAGGCGGGGACUCGUCAGGGGGUACACGCAGUGAGGCAGAGGCGGGAGAGGAUUGCGAGUGGGAGAAGGUAGAGGCGGAGGAGGCAGAGGACAAAGGGCGUGGGGAGGGGGAGCGCAAGGGCGAGGAGGGAGGGGAGGGGGAAAGGGAGCGGUGGGAGUGGGACGACGAGAGCGCCCCUCUGCUGGACAACGGAUGGGGCGGUGCUUUUGGCUGGGCGGCUGCUGAUAAGAGCUCCAGUUGUUCUGACGCCACCACCACCACCGCUGCUGCUGCCGGUGACACCGCCACCAGCAGCAGCAACAGUGCACGUAACACAUGUACUGGCAAAGUUAGCAGAGAUGCAAGCAGGGACACGAUUGAAGAUACACGCAGAGAUCCACACAGGGAUGCGAGCAGGGUGAGCGGCAGUAGGAGGAAGAAGGCGUGGCAGGAGUGCCGGCCGCGGCCAGACUUCCUGCUCUUUGUGGUGGCAGCCAUUCUUGUGAGCCGCAGGGAGCAGGUGCUGUGCUGCCAGGGCCUGGACGAGGUGCUGCUGCUCUGCAACAGUCUCUCAGGACAGCUAGAUGUGUGGGAGCUCAUGCACUGUGCCAGGCAGCUAGCAGCUCGUCUUCCCUAG
Closterium sp. Naga37s-1 is the source of this 2787-nucleotide messenger RNA. Lineage: Eukaryota; Viridiplantae; Streptophyta; Zygnematophyceae; Desmidiales; Closteriaceae. The record is from the annotation of a GenBank genome assembly.